Molecule: messenger RNA, 2736 nt
Organism: Trypanosoma conorhini
Lineage: Eukaryota; Euglenozoa; Kinetoplastea; Trypanosomatida; Trypanosomatidae
Product: peroxisome biosynthesis protein-like protein
Exons: 1
Coding region: 1-2736 (911 amino acids)
Biological process (GO): protein import into peroxisome matrix
Cellular component (GO): cytosol; peroxisomal membrane; peroxisome
Molecular function (GO): ATP binding; ATP hydrolysis activity
Source: RefSeq, a predicted model, not a curated record
AUGCAGCCAAGUUCUUUCGAAAUAUUUAUUGACUCCUCCCGCACCGAUGCAUUUGUCACGGUAUCGGAAAAGUUUGUGAACAGUUGCCUUACUCCCCACUACGGCAGCAAACUUCCGUUGGUGGCGCCACUGAAGCUGUCGGAUGGUGAAAGGGACCUCUACGUUGGGUGUCUAACUCGUAGUACACAUCACCUUGAGCCCCGCAAGCUGCUCAUCUCGGUUGUUUUAGGACGAGAUCUGGGCUUAGAAGAUGGUGAGAUUGUGCAGUGUAUUCCUGUCUACCAGCCCACCAAGGCAGCCCGAGUGCUGGUUGUGCCCGCCUCCGUGGACGAAAGCGAGGUUGUGGAGAAAAAUGCACUUCGCAUUGAGGCACAGCUCCUUCGCCAGGUGCAAGUCAUCUUCCCAGGGAUGGUUAUCAGCGUAGUUGUUUUUGCCGACGUUCACGCCAGGGUGGUGGUGCAGCGAAUUGAGGACACGCAGGGCCGUGAAGUCGCCUCCGGCUGCGCUGUCAUGGCUGAAGGAACGGAAUUUGUCAUUGCAACGCGAUCACGACAAAUUACUGAAGACGGAACACCCAUGUGGGCCGUCCUACGCUCGCAUCCGUGCUCCGCCCGUGGGGCGACAGCGCCGCCGACAGACAACACCAGGGCGUCGCUUCUGCUGCACCCCGCAACUGCAGAACGCUACCAUUGGUAUGAGGGUCUCGUAGUCGGUUUUUGGGACCUCGCACGCGCUUCACAACUCCUUGAAUCUAAGAAAGUGACGCCGUCUUUCCUUCGCACAAACGCCUGGAAGGCGCCUAUUCGAUGUCUUAACGAGAUACCUGAAGGAAUGUGCUACUGUACUGUUUUGGGGCAGACUUCCAACGUAAUUGUGUUCCCCAAUCCAGAGGAAAAUGUGCGGCAUGUGGCUGCCAACGAUGUCGCGGAAGACAGUCCUCGCUCCUUUUUUUGUAAAGAGGUGGACUUUGACAAGGUGGCAGCUGUUCACGGGGACGCUGCUCACGAGCUCCUACGUCACUUAUCGAGCUGGUUUACUCUGGAAAAGAAACUGAGUAGCUCCCCCGGCGGGGGGCAGGGGGGCAAUGGCAAUGUCUUGCUCUGUGGUGGAAAUGGUUACGGCAAGACAACAGUCGCUGCAGCUGUCCUGAGCAAACUUUCUGACGUCCAUGUCUGUGUUGUUCAAUGCACUUCUGGCGGAAAUCGACUCCUACUCUCCUUACAGGAGGCCUUGGUGGAGUGUGUUAUGUGUGCACCGUCGGUUCUUAUUUUAGACAAUUUUGACAGCAUAGCCCCGGUGCAGCGUGACGGAGCAGUCGCGGCGCUUACUGGCACGACAAGGUCUAUUCUGGAAAGAAUACUGCAUUGUUUUACCGACACAGUUACCUUUACCGGUCGCAGCCCUAUCGUUGUGCUCGCAACCUGCGGAGAUCGUGAAGCUGUUCACGAACGACUUAGAUCGGCUAACUGUUUUGCCAAAGUCAUGAAGCUUGAGGCAUUGGACCGAAAGUCACGACUGGCAUUGCUCAAGCAGGUGUUUCCAGCGGAACCGACGGACGCCUUGGAGCAGCUGACAGCAUUGAUGGAAAAUUACACCCCGUUUGAUAUCAAACGGGUUUCAGUGCGUAUCAAAAAUCAUUCCACGGAUGGGAAUCCUCCUUCGUUGGACAAGGUAAAGGAGGUCAUUGCCUGCUUUACUCCGUUAUCUCACACUGGUAUCAACUUUCUCAAGGGCGAGAAACAGUCGUUGGACUCCAUUGGAGGUCUCUCUCAUGCAAAGAAAAUAUUGCAUGACACCUUAGUGUUGCCUAUAAAACAUCCCGAAUUAUUUGCGCGGCUUCCAUUGAAGACGCGAAGUGGAAUCCUCCUUUACGGCCCUUCUGGUUGCGGAAAGACGUUUGUGGUCGAAGCUCUUGUAAAUGCUGCAGAUCUGAAUUGUAUUGUGGUUAAUGGUCCUGAGGUAUUUGGAAAAUACAUCGGCCAGAGCGAGCAGAAGAUCCGUGACGUUUUUGAACGUGCUCAGGCAGCUGCGCCCUGUGUGAUUUUCUUUGACGAGUUUGACUCGGUUGCUCCACAACGUGGUGUAGAUAACUCCGGUGUAACAGAUCGUGUUGUGAACCAGCUCUUGUGCUACUUGGAUGGGGUAGAAGGGAGAAAAGACGUUUAUGUUGUGGCGGCAUCAAGCCGCCCUGACUUGAUAGAUGCCGCUUUGCUGCGACCAGGCAGACUGGACAAGGCAGUGGAGUGCCCCAUUCCAUCCUACGAAGAACGCUUGGAAAUAUUGCUGCGUUGCUUCGGCAAGGUCUCUGCCAAGCUUUCACAGGAGGAGAUUGAGGAUUUGGCGCGGCAAACUCACAAUUGGACUCCCGCCGACCUGUCUGGAUUGGUGUCCUCCGCACACCUUUUUGUGACGCGGCGUGUGAUUGAGCGGCUUUCCUUGCACAGCACAGAGGCGAAUUUCGAGGAACUUUUUGCCGUGGCAAAUGUGGGCAAAGGCACAACCCGGGAGAAGGUUGAGGACGCCUUGAGGCCAAUCUGUGUCCCCAGCAAACGUGAUAAAGCCCUGGAGCUUGUCACUCAAAUGGACAUGGAGGAUGUAAGGCGGGCGCUGGCGGUAACCCGUCCUUCCUUGACCCAGAAGGACAUUUCUGAAUACGAGAGAAUGCGGCGCCUCUUCACUGGCGAAAGCGUGAGAGAGAAUACGCUCAAAGUGGGGAAAAAGCUGGCCUUUCAGUGA